Molecule: messenger RNA, 5043 nt
Organism: Cetraspora pellucida
Lineage: Eukaryota; Fungi; Glomeromycota; Glomeromycetes; Diversisporales; Gigasporaceae
Source: the annotation of a GenBank genome assembly
AUGACGCUUGACAAACAUAGUACUAUUCAUUUUUCACGACAUGAAAUAAAUUCCCUUCAUGCGAGUAAACCUAAGUUCCUUCCGGAAAAUGUUAAAUGGGAUGGAAAUGUUGAGGUAGCAGAUAUUGAUUGGAACGAGUCAUUUAUUAAGCCAUCGACCGGACUUCCUACUUAUCCUAUCAAUGUGAUUGACUUCUCGGAUGGCAAAAUUCGUGAAAGAGAUAUUCAAUGGCCAGAUAACGAUAAUGCUUUUGAUAACAAUUUUCAGGAAACAUAUAUCAAACAUUCACCAAAUUUGGAGGAUGUUGUUGACUCGUCAAAUGAUAUUGAAUCACAACAAAAUGUCGAUCUUGAAUCUUUACAGUGUUCAAUAUCUGAUGUUGACACUACAUCAAGCGCAAUUAUUGAUCUGGCCCAUCAAAUUAAAUCUAUUGCCAUCAACGAUGAUGAUAUAGAAUUCAGUGAAAUUUGCACACAAGAAGUAUCCCAUAAUUCUAUAAAUGAUGUAUAUGAUUUAUAUGGUGGAAUGAGUAACAGUGAAUGUUCCGAUCACUCUCCUGGAUAUUCAGAAUCAUGUGGAGAUGAAAAUGAAGCGUGUCAAUGGGACAAAUCUGGAGAUAUCGAAGCGCCUAAUCAGAUUAAUCAAGCAGAUGGCUGGUCAGAAAGUUCAUAUACGUUACAAACUAAAUAUGGACCUGAUCAAAAUCAUUCCAAAUUCAAUGACAUUCAGCAUAGUUCUAAAUCGAAUGUCACUAUUGCUAAUUAUAUCCGACGUCGACGUCGUCCACGCAGCUAUCUAGAACAACGUAAAGAUCCAAGAUAUAAUCCUGAUACAAAUCAUUGGAAGAGUGAGGCGGACUAUUUGUCAUUUGAUGGCCAAGAACGGAUUGAUCCUGAAAAACGAGAAAACGAAAAGUACGAUGCUGUUAUUCAAGCGGCAUUGGACGCAUGGGGAGCACAUAAGGAUGUAACUAUGGACGUUUUUAAAACGAAGCCGACUAAGGAUAUAAAAAAGUCAAAUGCUAUAAUAUUUGAAGAGGACGACAUAGUAUCACCAACUAUAUUAAGUAAUCAGAACUUACCGCCGAAAGAAACUCCUAAAUCAAAGUCCCCAAUCAUGUCUCCUCAAACAUGCCCAGUUGAUUCAUCAUCAUCUCAGUCAGUUGUCUUACAUCAAUACUCUCAGUCAAAUACGAUGUCAUUGCCAUUAGUAUUUCAUGAACAAUCUUAUGUAUCUCCUCUCCUCCAAGCUUUAUACAAAAGAAAUAUAGCUCAAGCCAAUUCUGUUGCAAAAUAUCUUGAUAGAUUUAAGAUUAAUUUAUCACCAAUUCUUUCUGUUGAACUACCUGCUGAUAUUGAAAUCGAAGUUACGCAGAAUAGCAAGUGGCCAGCUUAUUAUGCAGAUGUAGAUAAAAAUGAACGUCGCUAUUCAUGUGAAGAAACGAUAAAGAAAGCUCUCCAUCAUAUUAUGCACUCAAGAGUAGCAAUUAUUAAUGCAGCUCCUGUUACAUCUGAAGUUUUAUUGGUUACGAAGGCUGUACAACUUUUAUCUGAACCUCUGAGUCAAAGAACCAUUAUUGCCCCGAUAAUUGUCAUAGCAAAGAGUUCCCUAACACUCGACAAACUAUUGGUAGAACUCAUCCCCAUUUUCCCAAAUUUAAUUCGCGUUGGUUCAACUAAGCAAUGUAGGAAUCGUUCGCUUGCUGGAAGGCAAGUAGAUAAUCUUCAAAACGAAAUCAGUACAUUGUAUAAUCGACAAAUAGAACAUCUAAAAGAUGCGAGAAUUGAUUUAUUGAAAAGAAUAAAAGAACGUUUUACCCUCAUGUCAGAUUAUUACUUUCUUCAAUCAUCUCCAAGCCAGUUCAAAAAGCAAUUAUCGCGCCAUAAUAAUCGAAAAACUAAUUCUAUAUCGAGAAAUGUUGAGCUGAAAGAUUUAAUGAAUUGGCUGUCGAGUGAUAAUCCUCCAAAAUUUGAAAUUAAACAAUCUACAACAUUGUUUGAAGAAUCUACUACUCAUAGGCCUUUUAAAUUUUCUAUAAAUAAAACACCUUUACGUGAAAUUUUAUCUUCGAACCUGGAGAAUCUUUUUACUACCUCUUCGACCGAUCUUUAUUCAAAAAUAUCUUUACCUUUAAUGUUUUCAUCAAUCGAAGAGCUGGAAAAGAUUUUGUCAUUUGAUGAUGAUGAUUCUAAUGAUAUCGAUAGCAUUUACUCUCCAAACAUUGAAGAAUCACAAUUUAUUAACAACUUAAUUAAUCACCUGCCUCAAGAUCAGAAGCUUCUGUUUAAUAAACAAAACCAAUCCGCAAAUGUUCCAAAUGAUCUGAAAAAUGACAUUAAUCAAUUUUGGUGCCAUGUUACUAAAGAUAUUUGGAAAAUAUCAAUAGAUGAACGUAAAUUAUAUCGGCAUAUGUUUAAUCGAAUCGUAUCUAACUAUUACGAUCCGAUUAUAACAAACAUUUACACCAAUGCCAUCGAAUUAAACAAUACCAUGGAUGAGAAACGAUUACAGAAACUAUCUGAAGUCAUGAAAGGCGCCCCGGUUAUAGGUUUUUCUUGGAAGAACGCAAAAUGCCUUAAAAAAUUAUUUCAUGAUUCUUCGCCUGCAUCAACUCCUGUUUUUAUAGUGGAUGAAGCCUCAGAAAUACCAGAAGAUGAAAUUUCUUGCAUUAUUAACGAUCACGAAAAUCUUGAUCAUUUAGUUAUGAUAGGUGAUAUGAAUAGACGUUGUGGUAAUUCUUUAUUUGAGCGAUGGAUUUUAGAUGGUGGUAGACAUUAUAGACUUUCAGAGCAAAUUCGUGUACAUCCACAAAUAAACAAUCUUUUGAGUACUUUUCAUAAACGGAUUGCAGAUGAUUUUCCAUUUUUAAAAAACAAUUCACAAAUUACUGGUACUACAUCUAACGUUUAUUUUUUAAAUCAUCAGAACUAUGAUGAAGUUCCUGUUAGUGUAUCAAAAAAUAUGAUAAAUACCAUCGAAGCUGAAUUUGUCACAAGAUUUGCCUUCUAUCUUCACCAGCAAGAUGCUGAUUUUGACCCCGGAAAUAUAACCAUCCUCACUCCGUUUACUGCUCAAAGGGAGUUGAUUAAAAGUUUAUUAGCACCUGAACUUAUAAAAGAGAAAACUGUAAAAAUUCGUGAAAUAAUACCGAAGGAAGUAGGAAUGCAUAAUUAUGAACCUGAAUUUGCUCAAAAAAUAAUUGUCACUGAAAAGAAAUUAGGAAGGGUUAUUGUUCAAUUGAUUGAUGAUUAUCGCUAUGAGGAAAAUCAGAUAGUUAUUCUUUCUCUUGUUGCUGUUCCGCAACGAUGGCAGAAAGAAGCAUUAACGAUAUUGAGUACAAAGGACCUUGUAUAUACAGCUUUGUCUAGAGCAACUAGAGGCUUAUACAUUUUUGGAGACGGUGAUACACUAAAAAAUAUUCCAAUAUGGGCCGACAUCAUCAAAAAAACUAUUAACGAAAGUGCCUAUGGAUCAGAGCUUGUCCUUAGUUGUCAAAAUCACGGUGUUAAAACUAAAAUUAGCCAUCCUGAUCAUUUCAAGCAAUAUGUUCCUCUCGGUGGCUGUAUGGUAAAUAUUCUGAUAUACGGGGGUGAGUCAAUAGAAACCAAGCAAAUCAAGAUGCCCUGUGAAAAAAUGUUACUAUGCGGUCAUAAAUGUCCACGAAAGUGUCAUCCAAUUCCGCAUUCUCAAGAACGUGAUCGUUUCAAGUGUGAAGAGAAAUGUCAUAGGAAACCAGAAGUCCAGAUAGGGAAUUGUAACAAAAAACAAUCUCGUCAAGAUUUAAUUUAUGAAUGUACACAUCCUUGUGAACGCAAAUGUCACGAAUGUUAUGAAGAAGGUAGUUGUGGUAUCUGCGAAAAAGAGAUCGAUCAUAAGUUUGAUGGUUGUUGCCAUAAAACUACUAUUAAAUGUCAUGAGAGACGGUACAGGAAAUGUGAAGAUGAAACAAAUGUUAAGUUGAAAUGUGGACAUAUCGAAAAAGUACCUUGUCAUAAGCGACUUAAUGUGGAUGAGUAUAAAUGCACAAUGCCUAAAGAUGUCGAAAUUCCAACAUGCGGACAUUUUGUUCGCGUUGGUUGUUUUGUAACGAAUCCGGAGUGUAUAAAGCGUUGCGGUUACAUAUUACCCUGUGGUCAUAAAUGCGAAGAAAGAUGCGCGGCGCACAAAAAUUAUAUUCAUAGAAGAAGUGAUUGUAAACGUGAAUGCCCCAAGACUCUUGUUUGUGGGCAUAAAUGUAUUAAUGGGUGCGCAGAACCGGAUCAACAUUCCUCUUCAUGUAUGGAAGAGUGCACCUUCCAAUGUUUACAUGGUAUUGGAUGUCCAUUUCAAUGUAAUGAACCAUGUUUCGAAUGUUUGGAGAAUUGUCCGUUGACGUGUAAACACACCAAAUGCACUAAACGAUGUUGGGAAGAUUGUGAUCGACCUCCAUGUAAUAAACCAUGCACUGAAACCCUGAAAUGCGGACACAGUUGUAAUGGACUUUGUGGAGAACCAUGUCCUCCCUGUAAAAGGUGCUAUCCUAAUAUUGAAUGUCCUAUAACUUUAACAAAAAUCGGAGAAUUUUCUGAUGAAGAACGGUGCUAUAUGCUUCCUGAGUGUCAUUGUGUCUUUAUGGUUGAAGCUUUAGAUCAAUAUUUCAAUGAAAAACCAUCAGUUAUUUACACAGCUGGAAGGUAUAGCAAGUUUAUAAAGGAAGCUGUACGUAUGUGGAAUGUUGUCAAAUCACAACAAAAGCAAAAUGAGCUUACAGAAGAAGAAAAAGAACAAAUUAUUCAGGCGAUGGAUAAUGAGAUUCAAGAACUUUACGGAGAUGGGGAUCACGUUACGGGUCAUUGGUUUUGUUGUCCCAAUGGUCAUCCUUAUUAUAUUGGUGAGUGCGGGGGAGCUACUCAACGAUCAGUUUGUAAUGAUUGUGGUGCAAUAAUUGGUGGUACAGGGCAUAUAGUUGUUCCUUCGAAUUCUUUCUACGGAGAAUUUGAUGGAAGUGCCGCACCGGCAUAUCCUGGACAACCAGGAAGGCAACCAAAUCGAGAAGUUGUUUGA